Fonsecaea erecta is the source of this 2055-nucleotide messenger RNA. RefSeq lists its product as hypothetical. Lineage: Eukaryota; Fungi; Ascomycota; Eurotiomycetes; Chaetothyriales; Herpotrichiellaceae. The transcript is spliced from 5 exons. Gene Ontology annotation, molecular function: transcription corepressor activity; protein binding. The record is from RefSeq and is a predicted model, not a curated record. The coding region runs from base 1 to 2055 and encodes 684 amino acids. Gene Ontology annotation, cellular component: Set3 complex. Gene Ontology annotation, biological process: regulation of transcription by RNA polymerase II.
AUGGAGACCGAUGCUGCAUCAACGUUCAGCGCAAAGCCACCUCCAUUGAGUUCGGACCAACUGAAUUAUCUGAUAUGGAGAUAUCUUCAGGAAUCAGGCUACGCCGAGGCUGCUGUCAAGCUUCAACGCGAUUGGAAUGUCGACGCAGAGAGCCUCCCAUUUGCGAAAUGUGUCAAGGGCCACGCGCUGGUUUCUCUGGUGCAAAAGGGUCUUCGCUAUCACCACUUAUCACUCACAAUCGAUGAGAAUGGCCGACCCUCGAAACAGCUCAAUCCGUCCAUGUUCUUCUUUGGGCCCGAAAGCGAGAAACCCCCUCGAGAAGUGCCCGAUGAACCUGUCGUGUCAGCACCUUCGCCCAAUGAUUCUAUCACGGACUCCCGAAGACAGCCUCGGGAUGGCAUUACAAACGGUCUUCAGGAAGCCUUGGCUGCACAGCCGGCGCUCAAACGAGGCCGCAAAACAGCACCCAGUUCAGAACGAAAUGGAAGCGUGGCGCGCAAACCCUCAGCAUCUGCAAACCGACACGUUCAUGCAUCCGCGAUGGACGUGGAUAUGCCGAAUGGCCACCUCGCCCCUCUUGUUGAUGCCAGAUCCCCGUCUGCCACCGAGCUUGGAGGCGAUGACAAUGGCCCUCUUAUUAACGGCAUCAAGGGCGAUGAGCGUAUGGACAUUGACGAAGAAUCACUAGCCGCAGACCACCACAAUCACGAAACACAUAUCGAGCUUGUGCUACCGACUGUUCAUACUCUAGCCACAGGGCAGAGCAUCGGUAUCCAAGUUGCUCCCGCAAAAGUUGCAAACCUGAGCGCAUCUACCACCAUCCUUCAAAUACCCUCUGCUACUGGCCCUGAGAUAUCCAAUUCCCUUACCCAUCUUGCAUGGCGUCCCGGGAAUGACCAACUGCUAACAGCAAUGGGGGAUAACGUCUGCGGGUUCUGGAACGCCGCCGACCGAGCCUCGGAUGCCAUUGGACCACCUCGCUUCCAAGAGCUACUGGAAACGGGAGAUGGGAAACUGGUAAGUGCGAUGGCUUGGGAGCCGAACGGGGAAUUGCUUGCAGUCGCAACCUACAGCGACCACUCUGGCCAGAUACAUUUAUUCGACGGCCAAGAACUCUCUAUGCUCGAGGCCCUACCGGCAUCGCAAAGGGCCAUUACCUCGCUCCUGUGGCAUCGACAAGGCUCCCGGUUGCUUGGAGUCGCUCCCUAUGGUUCCGACACCACGGAUCCUUCUCAGGCCGGUGGCUCUUCCAUUCUUCUAUGGGAUCUAUCCAGAUUAUCCGGGCUUGCCGAACCAUCAACGGUCCUUGUUCCUGAGAUCCUGGUUGAUGUAGACAGCGCAUUUUUUGACGGCAAUGGCAUUAUCUGCGCUGCCGGCAAGAAUGUCGUCUACUAUUGUCGGGCCUUUACAGACAUCGGGAUUGAACACAAGUGGAUCUCGGAUCCUAGUGAGGGCGACUCGUGGACCUUUAUCAGAUGCGCCUGGCACGGGGAAAGAGACGCCAUAUUGGUUGCAGCGUCUGCCGAGACUGGUGCUCUGUGGAUGCCGGCGCAGAACAUUUUCAAAAGAGGGGCGCAUGAUUCACAUAUCACGGGCCUCGAACUUCGACCUCGCUUAGCCAGCACGUUCAAUAUCUCGUGGAAGCAAGAGUUUGCCACUUCCUCCAUGGACGGGACGAUCAAAGUCUGGCAGUACGACGGGGAAAACAAUUCCAUCACGUCGGUGUGCAAACUCAUCAUAGGACAUGGCUCGCCUAUUAUGGCGCUGUCGUAUUCUCCCGAUGGCUUCUGCUUAGCAGGGGCCAGCUACGAUGCCGCUCGUGUCUGGAAUGCUGAACAUAGCCACAAUCUGAUGGCAACAUGGAAGGACGAACAGAGUCUAUGGAGAGGUUCGCAGCUGAAAGAUGAUGACAUGAUGAGCACCGGUGGUGUUUCCAGUCUUAACGGCGAUACGAUUCAAACGAGUUCUGAUCAUGCAUUGAAAUGGGAUGGCCAGAGCAAGAUCCUCGCUUUUGGCCUUGGAUCCCAGGUUGCUCUCAUUGAUUUUCAACGGUGA